AUGACGUCCCUCAACUUCAGCGAACAGUUGGACCCACGACAAGGUCAUUAUGAAUCUCACGAAUACCUCCGCCUCAUUCGUCUCUACGACUGGCAUGAAACCAUCCCUCCUCCAAAAGGCCUGAUGAAGAGAAGAGAACUUUUUGCGGUUAAUACCCUACACGAAUCACAUUUCAAUCGGACCACACGAGAUACCCUGUACGAGUAUGUUAAGGAUGACACGAUAUUAAUCAGUCGGCGAGAGGCCAAUGGCUGGUAA
This is a messenger RNA of Fonsecaea multimorphosa CBS 102226, 258 nucleotides long. RefSeq lists its product as uncharacterized. Lineage: Eukaryota; Fungi; Ascomycota; Eurotiomycetes; Chaetothyriales; Herpotrichiellaceae. The coding region runs from base 1 to 258 and encodes 85 amino acids. The record is from RefSeq and is a predicted model, not a curated record. The transcript has a single exon.